This is a messenger RNA of Drosophila suzukii, 717 nucleotides long. RefSeq lists its product as uncharacterized. The record is from RefSeq and is a predicted model, not a curated record. Lineage: Eukaryota; Metazoa; Arthropoda; Insecta; Diptera; Drosophilidae.
UUACAAAUUUGACAAGUACACUUUUCAGGAGGUUUUCUAAAAUACCAAAAAAGGGGUAUUUUAAUAAAAUGGAAAACCUGGCCGUGGGUCUGGCGGCCUUUUUCCAAAUGAUGGGCUGCUACUUUUUCUUCGCCCAGCCGGAGGAUCGCUGCUCGCAGGCUCCCGACUUGGCCAGCUGGAUCUUUCUGGUGGCCACAAUGUGUUUUCUGUGGGAUACCUCCAUCUAUCCCCGUCGAUUCAUGCACAUGGCCCGCUUUUGGCGGAUUCUCAUCGAGAUCGUGGCUGGCAUUUUCCUGGCCGAGGUGGGCACCAUAAUCAUUUGGUGCGGCCUGGAAAGGUUCCUGUACAGCCUGUCGGAUCUGCUCCUGAAUUUGACGCACAACGGCUGCCAGUCCUCGCCCUAUGGAUAUUGGCUGUCGGGACUUAUUACCAGCUUGGUGGCUUUGGCGGUGUUGUGGUACGUCCUUGAAGCCACCGAUGGCAUGUACUACCUAAUGAAGUUCGCCAGGGAGUUGGGAACCACCACGAAGGACACCUGGGGGAUGCUGAGCUGCUAUAUCAAUAUGAACAAUCGGGAUAGACGUCGGGCAUUGAAGGUGUGCCAAUUGGCCAGAAAAAUGCCCAACCGCCGGUCGUCUUCUCGCAGAUGUUGUCAACCGGAUGGAGAUAGCUGUGACUGACCUGCUUCUAUAUAUUUUUUCUAUUAAAUGUGUUUUG